AUGGCUCCCCCAACUGCCACUGAGACCCUUGCUGAUACCGUCAGCAUGCAAGCACCGCAGUCAACACACCCAGAUACCGACAAGAUAACAGAAAAGUUGAAACUUCCUGGCCUGCCCGUAUUUGGUGAUAAAUAUGAGGAGCGAAAGUAUCUCAAAGGUCGUCUAGCAGCAGCAUUCAGAAUCUUUGGUGACAAGGGAUAUGACGAAGGUGUCGCCGGGCAUAUCACUGUCCGGGAUCCAGUUGACCCGACAACUUUCUGGGUUAAUCCGUUUGGCACAGCAUUCAAGCUGAUGAAGGCCUCGGACUUGAUCCAGGUAGACCACGCCGGCAAAGUCAUUGACGGAGGACCGAAUCGGUUGCUAAACACCGCAGCCUUCAUGAUCCACUCCGCCAUUCAUGCAGCUCGACCUGAGGUCAACUGCGCUGCACACAGCCAUAGUAUCUACGGGCGGGCCUUUUGUUCGCUUGGCCGACCGCUCGACAUCAUAUCGCAGGAUUCCUGUGCCUUCCACAAUGACUUGGCACUUUACGACUCAUUCAAGGGUAUCGUGCUGGCCGAGGAAGAAGGUCGGAACAUUGCCAAAGCCCUGGGCAAUAAGAAGGCGGCUCUUCUUCAGAACCACGGGCUCUUGACUGUUGGUGGUACAAUUGAAGAGACGGUAUUCUGGUUUGUGAGCUUGGAAAAAUGCUGCUAUGCUCAGUUAAUGGCAGACGCCGCUGCUACCGGACGUGGAGGUCAGACGGUGAAAAUUGACGAAGAGGAUGCCGCUUUCACCUACAAAGCAGUGGGAAGCGCGAAGGCGGGGUGGUUUAGCGCAAAGCCCCUGUUUGAUGUUAUCCAUGCGGAGACCAAGGGUGAGUAUCUGAAUUAA
Penicillium soppii is the source of this 873-nucleotide messenger RNA. RefSeq names its product class II aldolase/adducin family protein. NCBI's taxonomy places the organism in Eukaryota, Fungi, Ascomycota, Eurotiomycetes, Eurotiales, Aspergillaceae. The transcript has 3 exons. The record is from RefSeq and is a predicted model, not a curated record. Gene Ontology annotation, cellular component: cytoskeleton. Gene Ontology annotation, molecular function: actin filament binding. The coding region runs from base 1 to 873 and encodes 290 amino acids.